Messenger RNA from Notothenia coriiceps (black rockcod), 1837 nucleotides. RefSeq names its product glutamate receptor, ionotropic, N-methyl D-aspartate-associated protein 1a (glutamate binding) (gene grinaa). The record is from RefSeq and is a predicted model, not a curated record. The transcript is spliced from 7 exons. Gene Ontology annotation, biological process: negative regulation of apoptotic signaling pathway. Gene Ontology annotation, cellular component: endoplasmic reticulum; Golgi apparatus; membrane. Lineage: Eukaryota; Metazoa; Chordata; Actinopteri; Perciformes; Nototheniidae. The coding region runs from base 125 to 1183 and encodes 352 amino acids.
UCAGCAGCAGUUCUCGUUCUCGACCCAGUUGUUCACAUAGAUCAGGAGGAGGAGGAGGGAGCGUUAAUGUCGGCUGAAACUCUCUAUUUGACACAUUAAAGCAGAGUGAGCCUUCCCCCUCAUCAUGUCCCAGGAUAAGAGUGGAUACCCAGUUAUGGGUGAGAACAACCCACUUCAUAACAGUGUCUACGGACCCCCUCAGCCAGGGUUCGACAUGCCCCCUCCCAACUACAGCCAAGCCCCCGGGGGGGCGUACCCACCAGCAGGGAGCUACGGCCAGCCAGGCUUCGCCCAGGCAGGCCCGGGUUGCGCCCCUGGCCCCUACCCUCAGAUGCCUUACCCUCAGAUGCCCUACCCACAGGGACCCUACCCCCAGGGGCCUUAUCAGCAAGGGCCUUAUCAGCAAGGGCCCGCACAACCAGGAUUUGCCGGUGACCCAAUGGCACCUGCAGGCAGCCCUGGUUACCAAGGUGAUGUUCCCCCAAAUUACUACGACAAUGAGGAAUUCACCAACUCUGGUUUUGAGGACAAAACCAUCCGACAAGCCUUCAUCAGAAAGGUCUUCGCGGUUCUCACGGUGCAGCUGCUGAUCACCUUCUCCUUUGUUGCCAUCUUCACCUUUGUUGACGAAGCAAAGGUCUUUGUGCGACGUAAUCCAUGGACAUACUAUGUGUCCUACGUGGUCUUUCUCGUGUCCCUGAUCACCCUCAGCUGUUGUGGAGAAUUCCGCCGCAAGCACCCCUGGAACUUGAUUGCACUGUCCAUCCUGACCCUGAGCCUCUCCUACAUGGUGGGCAUGAUCGCCAGCUUCUAUGACACAGAGACGGUCAUCAUGGCCGUGGGCAUCACUGCAGUGGUCUGCUUCACGGUCGUGCUCUUCUCACUACAGAGCAAGUAUGACUUCACUUCCUGUCAGGGCGUGCUGUUUGUGUGCCUGAUCGUGCUGUUGCUCUUCUCCAUCCUCUGCAUCUUCAUCCGCCACAGGAUCCUGGACAUCGUCUAUUCCUCACUGGGGGCCCUGCUCUUCACCUGCUUUUUGGCUGUGGACACUCAGCUCCUCCUGGGCAACAAGAAGCUAUCUCUGAGUCCAGAGGAAUACGUUUUUGCCGCACUCAACCUCUACACUGACAUCAUCAACAUCUUCCUCUACAUCCUGGCUAUUGUGGGACGUUCCCGUGAAUGAAAUAAUGAAAUGAAAUAGCUCUUUAAACUUUUGUUUCACUUUGUCCCAUAACACACUUCCUCCUCCUAUCACACCCACAGCUUUUUAAAAGGUGUUGCAAUUAAUGUGAAAAUUAUCUUUCUUUUUGACCACUUGUUGCUGUAACUCUCCUCUGCUUCUACUAACACUGGUAGCUAAAUAAUGGCUAUAUUACCUUUACCCAUACUUUCAGUGUGACUCAGCUCCUACAGUGUAACACAUGUUAUCCCGUGGAUGCAUGGCACUCGGCCUUGCCUUGCUUAGAGAUUAAACAGAGGAAGAGCGGGGAUGGAAUCUGUAGCGCCUAAUAUUGAUGCAAACCAGCUUUACUUGAAAACAAAUUAGGGCUAGAAAUACCCAUUUUUCAAUCCAUCUGAUUCCCCAAACAGAUCUCUCCCUUUGAGCCCGCUGAUGUUAAUUAACUCUGCAUGGCAACACUGGAAACAAAACGAAAGGUGUGAUAUGUUUCUUUAGAGCUAACAGAGGAAUGUCUCGGAAUUGCUUGUCACAGCUGUAAAUAGUUAAAUGUAUUAGUGUAUGUGAAGCCAGUACCCCGCCCCCCUUUACCCCCUGCCCCCAAAUGGCAUGCUGAAGUGAUUCCUUUGGAUUUGUUGCUUUUCAGGAAAUAAUUGCUCU